AUGCAGGGGUCCAAAUUAGUAAGCGCCGCAUCCUCCUCACCCUACCACCCCAAACUCACGGUCAGAGUAUUACAUAAACCUCUCAAUGCUCCUGUGCUCCGACAGGUACAGUUGGAGCAUGUCGCUGCAACCGUCGCUGAGCGGCUGGACUCGUUAGAGACCGACUAUGCUAUCAUGGGUGGUGCUGCUGUAUGCCUCACGGCACCCGAUCCCCAGCGAGCCACAGAAGAUAUCGAUCUCGUGAUCCGUGUCGAUGACCGAGCCAUCGCAGCCGAUCUCCUUACAAACAAAGUCUUGGCUUCCUUUCCAUCUGAGUUUGGCCCAGUGAAACAGUUCGGUCACGUUAUUCCCGGAUACAAAGUCCGAUUUGAUGGAGGCGAGGUGCGUCUUAUCGAGCUCGAGGUAUUCGAUUACCAAAGCUGGCCAAACCGGCCGCAAUACAACCUUCAAGAAGCUACGCGAGUGACACAGGAUAUCAACGGGUACCCUGUCAAGCUUUUCAGUGCUGAAUGGAUCAUACGGGAGAAGAUCUUGUCCCAGCACCAACGACAUGAUGCCAAGCAAGCAGUUGACCUCUAA
This is a messenger RNA of Penicillium concentricum, 579 nucleotides long. RefSeq lists its product as uncharacterized. NCBI's taxonomy places the organism in Eukaryota, Fungi, Ascomycota, Eurotiomycetes, Eurotiales, Aspergillaceae. The transcript is spliced from 2 exons. Bases 1 to 579 code for a protein of 192 amino acids. The record is from RefSeq and is a predicted model, not a curated record.